CCAUAAUUAAGACUUUCACCAAGUCAUCAUUUUAGAAAAAGUCUUUUUAGCAUCUUUAAUAUAUAUAUUUUUAUCUGCAGCUCACUUAUUUUACUGCCAGGCUGUGGACUCUUCAGAGAUUCUGCUUUCCAGUUUUCCAUCAACAUCAUUCCCUGAUAUAGACUCUGACAGAUUUAUUUAUCUUUUUACCUUUUUUUAAUCCAAAUUUGAAAGAAAAAAAAAUGCAGAAUUUCUCUAACAGUCCAGCUCCACCCCCCAUCCCUACUGGUUUCAGCGGGAGGAGUGUGGGCGGACCUCUGUAUCCCCCUCAGCCAGCAGAGCCCCAGAUCUCUCCCAGGAUGACAGAUGAUUACAUUGGACUGCAGCAGCAAAGCCUGCACAGAGGCCUUCACCACCCAAGUCAAGCCAGCCACAUGCUCGUGUACGGUUCAAGAAACCGAGGAGCUUUGGAGCCGCCAGCGCAGGGUAGCAUUCACAGUGGCAACAAUAACAACCCCUACAGAAAGGAUGCUAUGGAUUAUUAUUUUUCCAUGAGUGGAAAAGACAGACACAGAAGAGGGGGUAUGACUUUUGGGGGAGGCUUUGGAUACCCUAAUAUUGAUGGACAUAUACCUCAUCAGUACCGGCAUCCUGGACCUAGUUCUGUCCCGUCAUCUGGUCUGAUGUCUCCAUAUCCAGUGGACUACGGUUCUGGUGCUGGUUCAGGUGGAGGUGCUGGAGCUUUCUCUCCUUCUCAUCAGUACAAUAUCAAUCAGAACGCUGCAAUGCAGUCAGUGCCAGCCUCUCAGAUGCAACAGCGCCAGCAUGGGCAGACCUUUCCAGUUGUCCAUCCUGGACAGCAGCAUAGGAGCUAUUCACACUCUGGGCACAGGAUGACCCCACAGUACCCGCAUUUCUCCCCAUCGGGAGGAGCAUCCACGGGGUCAUCAGGAAUGUACAGCCCUCCUCUUCAAAGAUAUCUCGAUGGAGCUGCGAACACUGGAUUUGAUCCAAAGGUCAACAGCUCUCCCAACGUCAACAUUGGUUCAAAUUCAGUCUCUACUUCAGUUGCUGCUAAUAACGUGGGGCCGGUGGAAAAUGUUCAGCAGAGUUACCAUGCUUCAAAUUAUCCUGGAUAUUCCCCACAGUCUCAUUCACUUCACAAGCAGGUCACACUACAGCAUCGUAACUCACAGCACAGCUUAGUCGUAGGUUACGACAGCUCCCUCAAGAUGCCCAAUCAGGGUCCGUCUCCUGGUUCGGUUUAUGCUAAACAUCAUCCAGCCCCCAAUCCCAGUAUAACCCAAGCAGCAUCUCAAGAAAUAGCUAAAUCUCCGAUGCAUCCUAACGCACAACAGAUGAAUCAAAACUUUAGCCCGAUCUCCAACCCUUCCCCAGCUGCUUCUGCUGUGCAUUCUCCUACAUGUAGCUCCUCUCCCUCCCCUUUGAUGGGUGUCUCAGAGGCACAUGGAAACCCCUCAGGUCACGGUCCUUCACAUGCUCCUUCAUCAAACGCCCGUAGCAGCCACAGCCACGCUCGUUUGCUACAGACUGCGCCUCAGUUAAGUCCCACUCCCAACUCAAACAGCAGCAUCAGUAGUUGUGGUAGCAGCAGCAGUCUUAAAGCUCACAGCCUGAGUGCAGUCGGAGGGAGCGUUCUUCCUCCAAUGGGUCGCAACAAAAUGAGCCAUAGUACUGGAGUGAAAUCUCGAGAAGAAGCCCCCUCUGUUUAUUCAGCUUCUUCGUUUGACAAGAUCCAGGAUGCCGGCCUGAACAGUCUUAAUGCCUUGAGCUCACAAGUAGCCAAUUUACCAAACACAGUUCAGCACAUGCUCCUCACCGACACGGUGUUCUCACACAGAAAAAAAGAUGGGGGGCAACAGGCGGCGUCCAGCAUGCCCCAAUUACAACCGAGGAGUCGGAAUGCAAGCGCAGCCUCGAGCGCUAAAGAUGGCAGCGUCACAAGGACUGGUGAUGGUGCGAGCUCAGACGCUGGUCUUGAUGAAGACUCCUCAGUUAUGCCUGUUGUAGGCUCUCUGGGGACCAAAGAGGAGCAAGAGGAGCAGUUUUCUGAGGCAGAGCAUGCUAGAGUGAGGCAGAUGAGCGGUGCGAGCAGUGGGUCAGAAGCAACAGGCUAUAAUCAAACACAGACUGGACACGCACCAAAAACUGUUUCCUCCGACUCACAAUCAGUGGAAGCACGUGUCACAGAAUCAAAAACAAAAAAAAGUCACAUUCCUUCAUCAUCAUCAUCUCCAUCAACACCUCCUGUUUCCUCAUCCCCGUCGUCCACCUCCAGUAUUCCUCCUGCCAUGAUGCACAAUUGUGUUCCAGAUUCUGGUCUGAUACAUGGUGACCACAGAGGUGGGGAGAUCAAGACUGAAAGUGAAGCUGCAGCGGAGAAAACCCAGAAGCUCAGCAGGCAAACGCAGCAAGAUGGAGAAAUGAGAACAAAAAAUGGCCAGGACAAGGAGAACGUGUUGCACUCUGAAUACAAAUCACACAAUAAUAAGAGAGAGGAGAAACAUGCAUCAGAGGAACAGCAGAAUGCGAGUAGUGUUGGUGUGAUUGUUUCAGCUCGCUCUGAGGAAAGUCACGCAGAAAGAAGCAGACAUCCCCAAGACAACUGUGCAGAAGAAAAACAGUUAAACUUUUAUUUAAAAGAGUCGAGCAGCCAUAAUGGGGAGGAAGGUGUCGAUCUGAGUCUGAAUUCCUCCCAUCAUCAGAAAUCAAACUGUGGAAGGUCACAGAAUCCCCCACUGUCUGCUUCACAUAAAUACAGCUACCCAGAAUCAACAUAUGGCUCAGAUUUGUCCAUGAAGAACAGAGUGAGGGCUGGCUCAAUGGGCGUAAUGGAAACAAACCCCAGAUAUUUAUCGUACCAGCACUCACCAACUGGUUAUGGUCCGGCGCAUCCAAAAGAUGCUGGUUCGAGGGCCAAGGCUUUGGCAAAAAGAGGUCAGCAGGGAGCGGGCUCUAAAUCUCAGGAGGAGAAUUCACAGAUGCAGCAGUUCCCAAGCCUUUUGCAAGAAGUUCUUCAAGGUUACAAUUUAGACAGACGCUAUGUGAGACCAGAACAGGCAUUUUCUGCACAUCAUCAAGCUCAGCAGCAGUUUUCAGCCAGACAUACUUUUGACAUGGCUGAGAGUACGGAAAUGCACGGAGAGAGUUCAGCUUGUUCUGCUCAGUUGAGCAGCUCUGGAAAGCCCCUGGAUCACAAAAAUAGAAAUGAUCCAGAUUUUUCCAUGGAUGCCCAGUCUUUAGUUAAAUCUGAAAUGUCCAGUUCUAAAAUUCUUCAAAAUGCUAAUAGAACUGAUGUGGGUGUGUCCCAGAGACAUUUACUACAAGCUGCAGAGUCUCAGCAGCCCCCUGCGAAACACAUCAACCUAUCUGAUUACACCCUACCACAGAGAAAAACAACGUCUAAUGUGACGAGCGCUUCGUCUGCCGUGCAGGAGCUGCUACUGCAAGAGCCGGAGCCGUUAUCAGGCGCCACUGGCCAAAGCAAGUCUCAGAAAUUGUGCUCCGUGUUGGCCCCGUCGGAGCGGCGCUCUGUCAUCUGCGACGUGUCGCCAAACCGAAGCGGCACACCAGAGGGGGGCAGAGAGAUGGAGCGUGAGAAAAGUCAAAGUGGCACCUCUGUGAUUCAGCAGUCAUUUUCCUCUACAGCAGCACCCAGCGAUCUGAGUAAAAGAGAUGCAGGAGGAAAGCAUGUGGUGAAAAUGGAAAUUGCAUCCAAAGAUGCCGGAGCGGGUCCAGUAAAUCUACAAACUGAGCGUGAUCAUGGCAUGAGGGGGGUGAGUGAAGCAGACGCAGAGUUUUUCUCAAAGCCUUCCCACGACCCCUACAGGCGAGGCAGCGUGGAUAUCAUCCCCAUGGCCUCUCAUCCUUUAUCUUCACCACCGAGGCAUCAUUCAUAUCUUCACGGUGUUGAUCUGUCCGCUGGAAGUGGCACUUCAUUUCCUGGAUAUCGAUACGGAGAAACAAGAGAGGGAAGCAUGAUGUCUCGCGGUUUUCCCUCUCAUCACCCAUACCACCAUUUACCCCAUCAGGCUCAAAGCACAAAUAAGCUUCAACUGUAUCCUCGUGGCCCCCCGCAUCCUCCCCAUGACAUGAGUGACUGGGUGAAAGCGAUGAGCAGGCCUUCCAAGGAGAUGAUGAUGAUGCAGCACAGCUCUUCUCCUGGAAGACACAAAGGCAGCCAGCCAGAGCAGAAGCAGAGAGGUGUCUCCCAAAGUGACGUGCCAAGUGAGCAGCACACAAGCAAAACUCAGUCACUUCAUCAUCAAAGUGCUUACUAUGAUAUGAAGAUGUGGGACUCGACACACCAAGGAAGAGAGGGGGCUCGACUGAUGGAGGGAGACACCCGCCAUAGAACGCAGCCUUCUCCUCUUCCUUCUCCAGCUCCUGUGGUUUCACACGCUCCUUCAAAUGUGGUUCAUGGUCCAAAUGAACCCGAAGUCUCCAGAGGAGUCACAGAAGAGGUCAAACAUCCCUGCCCGCCUCCUGCCUCCAGCUCCUCUAAACCUCCCGCUGACAUCAACUCUUCUCAGCCACAGCGGCCAACAAAAUCUGGAGCUUCAGGAGACACGAAUCCUCUGAUGUUAAGAAGAAGGGUUCGCUCGUUCAUUUCUCCCAUCCCUGCCAAACGACUACACCAAGAUCCAUCCCAGCAGAGAGCUGCCACUAAUUCUCAUCACUCCCCCGGGGCUCACUCUGAGUCCAGCCAUCAUCUCAAUGAAGACGACUCGUCCAGUUCAGAUAUGCCAUGUCCCAGACUUUCAUCCCCUCUGCCAGGAGAGAGCACUUUUCUACAACCUCUGUCUCCACCAAGUGGUAACGCGAAGGUUCUGUCUGCUCGAAAAGGACGAGGUUUGAAGCUAGAGGCCAUAGUGCAAAAGAUCACCCCCAAUAUUAAAAAGCCAACGGACAACCUCGAUGACGAGUCCAAUCAUUUUUCUGCCUUCUCACACACAGAAAUCCCAAGAUUCAACGACUCACAGGAACAAGACUUAGCACAUUUCCCCAGAGUUGCAGCGGGGGAGGAUAUUUACAUGGAUGACAGUCACUCAUUAAACGACAUGAUCCCCUUCAGAGGAGUAGAUGAAACCGGGCCUUUACCCCCACCUGUUUAUCCUUGUGAUUCCAAUCAGACGUCUCAAAUCAAACAACAAGAUUUUGAUUUUGGUUUAGGGGCUGGUGUGUCAUCAGCAUCCGGUGACAAGGAAGACUUCACUUUGCUCGGGCCCUUGCCCCCUCCUCCACCUCUUCCCCGCCCCGUCCAGGCUUCCCCACCUCCUUCUUCGUCAGCCCUAUCAGACAUUCAGCACUUCACCAACACUUACCAACAGCUCGAGACUCGAAAGGGAGAGCAGUCUGCUGCUAACCUCCUCCGACAAAAACUUCAAGAAACUGGCAUGGGAUUUGACGAUUACCCCGGUAGUGACUACUACGGGACCACCCCGCCCCAUCAGGGACACUUGCUGAACAGGCAACAUCACAUGUCCUCUGGAAGGUCCAGUCUGUCGCCCCAAGAUUCAAAGCCACUAGACAAUGUUGUGCCGAAAGGUUAUUUCCCAUCUGGCAAGAAAAAGGGCAGACCUGUAGGGAGUGUGAACAAACAAAAGCGGGCUCAGAACCAAGUUCAACCACAGGCCCAGGCUCAAGUCCAGACUCCAAACUUGUCUCUUAGUACUCCUUCAGCCCCGCCCACGCCAACCCCAACAGCUGCUUCAUCCCCACCAAUAGCAGAGACUAACAGCACCACGCUAGACCCAACAGAGCCCAUGCCAACUGAAAAUACAAGCACUUUGCCGCUAACCCCACCCAUUUUAACCCAGGUGUUAAAAGCAGAUGUUGAGAGUGAGGACACACCGCCAGAGAUCGAGAUGAAGCCACCUCGACGCCGACGCAGAGGAGCAAAAGAUGAAGAUGAGCCACAUGAAGCGCAGGGGCGCCAGAGGAGAAGGAGGAGAGGGGCAGUGCCGGUGGCGCCGUCAAUAGCCAAAGGUGACCCAGAUACACCUCUAGAGGCUGGAGGGGGCGUCACAACAAACAGAGCUUUCCUGGAUCCAAACAGAAAAGGCCUUUUCAUCCCUCACAUACACGUGGAGAAAAAAAUCCCUGAGAUUGGGGCAGUGUGUACUAUUGUGAACGCUGAGGAGGAGAAGAAAGGGGAGCGCACUGCAGUCGGAGGAAAAGCAGUUGGAACAGAUUCGCUCCUCUCUGCUUUUUCCUCCCAGUUAUCGAGGAAAGACAAAGAAGCAGAAAAGAGGGAGACGGAUGAAGUGGAAACUACGCUCCAGUCAGGAAAGGCGCUUCCUUCAUCUGGUCAUGUUGUUUCAGGUCCUGUGGUUACAGAAACCAGUCACUCUGGCCGUCUGCUGUGCUGCCUGUGUCAGAAGUGGGCCAACUACAAACACCUUGGAGAUCUUUACGGGCCUUUCUAUCCUGCUGAAUAUGCUGCGAAGCUCCCCAAGAACCAGCCUCAGAUCAGACAGGGUCAGACCAGCACAGGCACAAACAAAACCGGACCAACUUCUGAGACGAGUUCAAACCCUUUGAGUAUUACCCAAGACACACAAAGCCAACAGUUCCUCAAGGCCUCAGCAGAAAGUGACUGUGCCAUCAACACCGAUCCAAACCCAACACCUGUCACCGCUACAGUCAGACCUGUCUUCUCAGCUGGGAAGAAGGAGCCGCUCAGCAGCAGCAUCUCAUCAUCUUCCUCCUCCACAGACAUUAAACCGCCUCUGAGCUGGGACUUGGACCAAGCCCUCCAUUCUAUCCCUGAGCUUAAACGAGAGGCGGACCUUGAAAGCGACUGCCAGCAGGCGCCGAAACAGCCGGCGGACGACGCUCUGCAGCGACCUCAGCACAGGAAGUUGACUUCACAUCCCCGCUUUAAAAGGAGGCACAAGUCUAGUGAGGAUUCUCCCAGAAUGGUGCCGUCCAACAGUAAGGCGUCCCUGCCUUUUCAGCCCCCUCCUCCUGCCUUGGAUUCCCUGGGACCCUUGGCACAACUUGCACAGCUGCCUCAGAUGCCCAUGGACCCAGAAGAGCUAUGGGUGCAUGAAGGAUGCAUAGUGUGGACCAGUGGAGUGUACCUCGUCAAUGGAAAACUGUAUGGCCUGCAGGAGGCACUAGAUGGUGCCAGAGAAACAAGCUGCUCAUACUGUGAGAUGAUUGGUUCGACCCUGGGCUGCUACAGUAAAGGCUGCACACUUCGCUACCACUACCUAUGUUCUAUUGAAGCAGAUUGUUCUCUGAACGAAGAUAAUUUCUCACUGAGGUGUCCCAAGCACAAGGUGAAGAAGGAAAGUUUACCCAGAGCGUUCGGCCAGCAAAGCCAGUGUUUGUGGAGCAGUCAGAGAGAAGCUGAGAGAAACUGUGAGGAAGAGGAGACACCAGAGUCUGGGAGCUGUUAACUUCGACUUCAGAAGAUUGAGGGGAACUGUGAAAAAACUGGACCAGUGUUUGUCGAGAACAACUAAAGGGAAUGUACAAUUUCUCAAAUGGAAUCAGCAUUAUUCAAGACGAUGUAGAAAAAAAAACUUGUUUUGUUUUUUUUAAAGUGAGAACGGUUUCUCUUUACUUGAGCUGAAAAACAACAACAUGGAUGAACGACACACAGCUGCAAGGAAAAAGAACUGCAACGAUCAAAGUGGGAUGAAAUGAGACAAGAGGAGCUCGAGCAGCUUCUCUGUAAAGAACAAAAAGAAACAAACUUCCUCUCUAGGCUUAAAGUACUUAACUCUUGGUUAUCAUCUUUUUUUUAUUUGUUUGUUUGCUUUAGGGUUUAUCGGGAGCAAAUUCAGUGUCACACCCAGAACUACAAAGAAGACAUCUGGGCAUCAUUUUACUUGUAGCAUUUUAUUUUUUGUGAUAUUAGGAAUUUCAGUUAUUAUUUUAGUUAUCAUUAUUAUAUUAUUACUGUAUGCUCAUCAGCAUUUACUCAUGAAAAUGAAAUAAUGUAUUUCACUUCGUACUGUCAACGCAUGAGUUAGUUUAUCAUUAUUUUUUAUGGUUUAUAAAUAUAUAUUUUUUUUAUUCCUGGGGAGAGAAGAAGCCGAAGAGACGGAUGUUUGGAAUGUCAGGGUUGCAUUUGCCACAAAGACAUUAUUGCCUUGGAGAAUGGACAUCUGUUGCCUUUAAAAAAAAAAAAAAAAGCAAAACAACAACAAAAAAAACGUUGCGUAUGAGUGACAAAUGAGUGCGUGAGUGUGGAAAUAUCUGGGUCUUUGAUUCCAUUUUGGUCCUUCUGAAAAGUGUUCUUAUUUUUCCAUCACUUGGAGUUUUUUGGUACAGAUAGUAUUCAUGACAAACCAGAUGGACGUUCUUAUUUUUCAAGUACAAAACGUUCAUAAAGUGCAAAGAUGGAGACUUGCAGGAAGCGCAGAGAACACUAUGGACUAAUGUGUCAGAACAAUUCAAACAUGGACUCCCGAGGAGCUGAAGCUUUGAUCUGUUGGAAAAGUUACGUCUGAAAACCGUGUGGGAGUUUGUCAGACGGCGACGGAGCUUUUGUGGCACUGAACUGUGGAGACGUCUUAUGAAAACUGUCCGGUUAAUGUGGAGCGAGCCAAGUACUUUAAGGGUGACACGGCGGCGAAAGAAUCGGAAUACGCAAAACUGUUGCCAUCAAAUUUUAAAGUGAGUCAUACAUGGUGUCGUCUUUAUCAUUUUUUAUUGUUAUUCUUGUAAAAAAAAAAAAAAA
Molecule: messenger RNA, 8695 nt
Organism: Nematolebias whitei (Rio pearlfish)
Lineage: Eukaryota; Metazoa; Chordata; Actinopteri; Cyprinodontiformes; Rivulidae
Gene: tcf20
Product: transcription factor 20
Exons: 5
Coding region: 222-7406 (2394 amino acids)
Biological process (GO): regulation of transcription by RNA polymerase II
Cellular component (GO): nucleus
Source: RefSeq, a predicted model, not a curated record